GUCUGCGCGCGUCUGCGGCGCAGCGUUACAGCAAUGGUUGCCCCCUUUUGUUCAAGCGAGUUUCUGAAUUAUUCCCAACACAAUGAAUCGAUCUGGGUCUCAUAUUGUUUCAUAAAAAAAAGCAUUCCACUGUACCUGCGCUUCCCGUGAGCUCGCCUGGGACUAACCAAUGAAUUAAAAUCGAUCUGCGACCCUUCGGAUGAGGCGUGAGGUUUCCGAAGCGCAGACUCGAGGAACGUGGAGUAAUGUGAUCUUGAACAGCAUCUGUCCCAGCGGUGGCUGUUGGCACGAUGGGGCUGGACUUUGAUGUAAAGACAUUCUGUCACAAUCUGCGGGCCACCAAGCCCCCGUACGAGUGUCCGGUGGAGACUUGCCGCAAGGUUUACAAGAGCUACAGUGGCAUUGAGUAUCACCUGUAUCACUAUGACCACGACAACCCAACUCCUGCACAGGCUGUGCCACAGAAGAAGAGGAAGGGACGGCCUCCUCGUGCGUCUCUGGCCGGGUCAGGAGAUACAGAUGAUGGUGGCGGUAACGGCGGUGGAGGACCGGGGCACGGGGGGAACACCCCUGGUAGCCCCAACCGGUCGGAGCGCUCUCACUCUCCGGGCAGAGAGACGAUGACCUACGCCCAGGCACAGCGCAUGGUAGAGCUGGACAUUCAAGGACGCAUUCACCGCAUAAGCAUUUUUGAGAACAUUGAUGUGGUUUCAGAGGAAGACAGUGAUGCAGACGAUGCUCCACCAUCUGGUACUGGAGGCGGUGGUGGAGGUGUGUGUAAUGGUAGUGACGGUGGAAACGGGGGUAGCGAGCUAGGAGGGGGUGGCAAGGACCGGCCAGACAUCCCAUCUUCCAAUGGGGGCAAAGCCACCCCCAAGUCUGGGAAGCAUAAGAGUAAAGAGAAGAAGAAGGACAGCUCAUCCCACCAUCACAGCGCUCAGUCGGGGCCUGCAGUCAAGCUCCCGGAGGCGGUGUUCAGAGAGCUGGACCAAGAAAGACCUGAGGCCCCUCUCCGGCCGUCAUCUUACUACAGGUACAUUGAUAAGUCUGUGGAGGAGCUGGAUGAGGAGGUGGAGUAUGACAUCGAUGAGGAGGACUACAUCUGGCUUGGCAUCAUGAAUGACAAGCGGCGGCGAGACGGCGUGACACCCAUUCCUCAGGAGGUCUUUGAGUAUCUCAUGGACCGCUUGGAGAAGGAGUCCUACUUUGAGAGCCACAACAAGGCGGACCCCAGUACCCUAAUCGACGAAGAUGCCGUCUGCUGCAUCUGUAAUGAUGGGGAGUGUCAGAACAGCAAUGUGAUCCUGUUCUGUGACAUGUGUAACCUAGCCGUCCACCAAGAGUGCUAUGGCGUGCCAUACAUCCCAGAGGGCCAGUGGUUAUGUCGUCGCUGCCUGCAGUCUCCCAGUCGGGCUGUGGACUGUGCUCUCUGUCCCAACAAGGGAGGAGCUUUCAAACAGACGGACGAUGCACGCUGGGCACACGUAGUGUGUGCCCUCUGGAUCCCAGAGGUCUGCUUUGCCAACACGGUCUUUCUGGAGCCGAUUGAUAGCAUUGAGCACAUCCCUCCCGCUCGCUGGAAACUCACCUGCUACAUCUGCAAGCAGCGCGGUUCGGGCGCCUGCAUCCAGUGUCACAAAGCCAACUGUUACACAGCCUUCCACGUCACCUGUGCCCAGCAGGCGGGCCUCUAUAUGAAAAUGGAGCCCGUCAGAGAGACUGGGGCCAACGGCACCUCUUUCAGUGUCCGGAAGACGGCUUAUUGUGACAUCCACACACCGCCGGGAUCCGCCCGGCCUUUGGCAGGAGUAGGCGGGGCCAGCAUGGGAUCGUCUCACAGCGAGGGAGAGCUGGAGGAGGACGACGAGCCCAGCAUCGGUCACGACGACGAUUCCAAGGGCUGGAGCUCUGAGCGAGCCAAGAGGGCGAAGGCAAAAUCCAGGCUGAAGAUGAAGAGAGCCAGGAAGAUUUUAGCUGAGAGGAGAGCUGCUGCGCCAGUGGUGUCUGUGCCCUGCAUACCUCCACACAGGCUCAGCAAAAUCACUAGUAAUCUGACGGUACCCAGGAAGGGCCAGUUCAUGCAGAGACUUCACAGCUACUGGACCCUGAAGAGGCAAAGUCGCAAUGGUGUUCCUCUGCUGCGCCGACUCCAAACCCACCUGCAGUCACAACGACACAUUGACCCACUCCCACCACCACCUUCAGCACAGCUUCCUCCAGUGUUGCAGAGGGACAGCGAUGAGAAACCGAGUGAUUUGAAGGAGCAGCUUAAGGCGUGGCAGAGACUAAGGCAUGACCUAGAGAGAGCCAGGCUACUGGUGGAGCUCAUCCGCAAGAGGGAAAAACUCAAGAGGGAGACGAUUAAAGUGCAGCAGUUGGCACUGGAGAUGCAGCUGACGCCUUUCCUGGUGCUGCUGAGGAGCACGUUGGAACAGUUACAAGAAAGAGACAUCAACAACUUUUUCACUGAGCCUGUACCACUGGCAGAGGUGCCAGACUACCUGGACCACAUUGACACUCCAAUGGAUUUCCAGACCAUGUGGAACCUGCUGGAGUCCCAUCGCUACCUCACCUUUGAGGCCUUUGAGGCCGACUUUGGCCUCAUUGUCAACAACUGCCUAAAGUACAAUGCCAAGGACACCGUCUUUUACCGUGCUGCCCUGCGGCUCAGAGAGAUGGGCGGGGCGGUCAUAAGAACAGCACGGCGCCACGCUGAACGGAUCGGCUUCGACUACGAGACUGGCAUGCACCUCCACCGAGAGCUGAGUCCUGAGAGUCAGCGCGACCAAGAGAGAGACCGAGACCGAGAGCGAGAGAGGGAGAGGGAGAGGGAGAGGGAGCGGGAGCGGGAGCGAGACAGGGUUAGAGAAAGAGAGCAGCCGUUGUCUUCUAAUGAAGAAGACCUGCUCCUGCCAGAGAACCGGCGGCGGCUCCCACUGGAGGAGCAGCUGCAUUACUUGCAGGUGCGUCUGGAUGAGGUCAGCUCGGGGAAGCACAGCAUCGGCCAGUCACGUAGAGCCAAAGCUCUGAGAAAAGAGAUCAGCGUCAUCAAGAGGAAGCUCGCACACCAGCGGGACGGAGGCUCCGGCUUAGGGGGCCGGGAGUCAGUUGGAGGAGGAGACCGUGGUUCCUCCCUCCCCCAUCACCCGUGCUCCUCAGGCCACCUUGAUGAGGGGGGAGAAAGCAGCAGCCAGGAGAUUGGUGGAAAAGAUCUCAGUGUUUCCUCGUCUGCCCUGGCUCCAGAAGUGGGCCGUCGGACGUCUGUGCUCUUCUCCAAGAAGAACCAAAAAAUGACUGGACCUCCUAAAAGGCCAGGGCGCCCUCCCAAGAACAGAGACGCUGGCUACCCUGGGGCAGGGGUGAGCCAGAGCCCCAUUGGUCCCCCACAUCUACCGCUGCUGUCACAAACAAGGCAGAGGAAAAGACCUCGCAGCCCCCACAGCAGCUCCACCUCCGACAGUGACAGUGACAACGACGACCUGCUGCCAGGUUUGCCAAGUAACGGUUUUGAUGGGGGAAACCAGCCGGUAACCGAGAGCUUCCGGGUUUACAGAAGUGAGUCUCGUCUCCCUCGUUCCAGCUCCGACUCCGAGUCCACGACCAGCAGCAGCAGCAGUGCCGCCUCUGACAGGACCAGUACAACCCCCUCGAAACAGGGCAGAGGGAAGGCAUCGUUCUCUCGCUCUGCCUUCCAGGAGGACAGCAGCGAGGAAACGUCAGGCACAGAGAAUGAUUCCUACUCAAUUGGAGGAUCGCGGAGCGUCUCACACUUGGUGCGAAGUCGGUCCAGGUCCGGAUGCUGGAUGACCUCUGAUGACUACACCUCCCUCGAAGCGCUGGACUUGGUGUGGGCCAAGUGCAGAGGUUAUCCUUCGUAUCCUGCUCUGAUAAUUGACCCGAAGAUGCCCAGGGAGGGGGUGUUCCACCGUGGUGUCCCAAUCCCUGUCCCCCCUUUGGAUGUGCUGAAGCUUGGGGAGCAAAUGACCCAGGAAGCGAGGGAACACCUCUUCCUGGUUCUCUUCUUUGACAACAAGAGAACCUGGCAGUGGCUGCCGCGCUCCAAACUGGUGCCGCUCGGAGUCGACCAGGAGCUGGACAAGGAGAAAAUGCUGGAGGGCCGGAAGUCCAACAUACGCAAGUCGGUGCAGGUGGCGUACCACCGCGCCAUGCAGCACCGCAGCAAGGUGCAGGGAGACCCCAGCAGCGAAACCAGCGACAGUGACUGAACGCACACACACACACACACACUCACACACACACACACACACACACACACACACGCACUUCAACGUGUCGGUCCAUGCAGGUGUUGUGGAGUAUCUUUCUCUACAGAGAGCCCAGCCCUACAUCACCACACGAGGACUAGUGCCAGCUGCACCGGGUGGAAAAAGGUGUCCACCACAUUGGCCCCGAGACGCGCACACUCAUGCACACUAAGCCGUAUUUAAUCUGACAUGUAAAAUAUUGUAAUUAAGAGAAUUGAGAGGGAAAAAAAAUAAUAGUAUUGAUUGAUGGUAAAAAUAUGCUAUGUUCAGAAUCAUGAAUCAGAAUAUUCCUUGUAUGUGGUCAAUAUAUAUGUUUAAUAAGUUUACAGACUGAAAAAAAACAUGAACAUAGUGUUACACUAUGACGUAUUGUACACAAAACUCUGCCUUCCCCAGUCAUUCCUACACAUCCAUCACUCACACGAGCCAUUUUACACGUGGACGGGGAAAUGCAUGUAGUGUACAUGACGUGCACACACUGCGGGUGUCACGGCUGUGAGUGCCGUCACUCAGGCACAUUUUCACACUCAUCACUGAAUUACAAACACACAAAACGAAACAACAGGCCUGGCGCUGGUGCCGUUUGUCAGUGGAGCACAAAGAGACUGUUGCAGCCUUGAACCGAGGCCGAAACCAACGUUAAUGUUAUUUAUUCUGUUACUCCUGAACAGGGUCCACAGGUUCGUUCCAUCAUGGACUACUUCUAAUCACUCCGACCACGCAGGACUCCGCUGUGUGGAAUCUUUUUCGUUUGUCACUCUGCGAUGAACAGGUUUCCUGUUUUUACAGUUUUUCUUAACGUUCGUCCGUGUUGCACAGGCCGCUGGUCCCAGAAUAACCAGGACUAAACUGAAACACACGACCGCCCCCACAGUCUGUCUUAGUCUCAGGCUGGUGGCUUUAGAACUUUUAUAUAUACAGAUUACACAGAGAUAGAAGUUUAAUAAAAAGAACUGAGUUUUUUUAAA
This is a messenger RNA of Scophthalmus maximus (turbot), 5233 nucleotides long. RefSeq names its product bromodomain and PHD finger containing, 1 (gene brpf1). The record is from RefSeq and is a predicted model, not a curated record. Lineage: Eukaryota; Metazoa; Chordata; Actinopteri; Pleuronectiformes; Scophthalmidae. Bases 291 to 4226 code for a protein of 1311 amino acids. Gene Ontology annotation, biological process: regulation of transcription by RNA polymerase II. Gene Ontology annotation, molecular function: protein binding. Gene Ontology annotation, cellular component: MOZ/MORF histone acetyltransferase complex. The transcript is spliced from 16 exons.